AUGGCAAGUGAAAGUAGUGAAAAGCCUGCUUCAAAGUCAUCAUUAAAGGAAUUAUUUGUAAAGCGCAGUUCUAUUAAAGGACAAAUCACUAAGUUCAAAAAUUACUUAGAUAAAGUUUGUAGUUUAAAAGAAAUAUCUACAAUAGAACUUGCAGAAUUAGAUUUAAAAUUACAGAAAUUUCAAGGAUUAUCGACAAGGUUUGACAAUAUACAGAACGAGAUUGAGGUUGUUAAUUCUUCAAAUAUUGACUCAGAACUUGAUGAGAGGGAACGCAUCGAGCAUGAUAUUGUUCAAUAUAUUGCUAUAGCCAAGACUGAGUUACAAAAAUACACAACUGAUGAUGAUAGUAAGCGUCGUCAAUCUGUCAUGAUCCAUGCGGACUCUGAUCAUCAAAACAUUGGUUUUCGUUUACCUCAAAUUCAAAUUUCGAAAUUUAACGGUUCCCAUUUCCGUUGGUUGGAGUUUAGGGACACAUAUCUUACCGGUGACAUUCCAAAGGUCCCAGUUGAUGUCCAAAACCUUAAAAUUCCAAAAGAUAUCGUAUUAGCCGACCCUAAGUUCAAUGAACCUGCUCCCGUUGAUAUGCUCAUCGGAGCAGACUUGUUCUGGGAUAUCAUAGUUGGCGAACAGCGCCCUCUAGGUCAUCACGCUGUCUUCAAAGAGGACAGCGAGUCCACUAAAAUCAGAGUGGUCUUCGACGGCUCCGCUCCCACUGCCUCUGGAUAUUCUUUAAAUGAUAUCCUUAUGGUAGGACCUAAUUUACAAAAUUCUCUAUUUUCCAUUUUGAUUAGAUCGCGUCAAUACAAGUACCUUCUUACUGGAGACAUAGCCAAGAUGUAUAGACAGGUGGCUGUGUCCCCGGAGGAUUGUGACCUUCAAUUAAUACUAUGGAGAGAAGACGAGACCCAUCCUAUUGAAACUCUGCGACUAGGUACUGUUACUUACGGAACUGCAAGUGCCAGUUACCUUAGCACAAGAUGUCUUUGGCAGGUGGGAGAAGAGUGCGGUGAUAAAUUAAUAAAAACGAUAAUUCAAAAUGACUUUCUAGUCGAUGACGUCAUCACUGGGUCCGAUAGCGAAUGUCAGCUAAUAUAUAUUCAAAAGGCUUUAACUAAUACUCUAAAUUCGGCUUGUUUCCCAUUGCGAAAGUUCAAAACUAACUUACCUGAAUUAUUUCAUAAUAUCGUCGAAAUUAAUACAAAAGAUAAACUUACCUUAAGUGAGUCUUCCAGUACUCUCGGCCUCGGCUGGGAUCCAAAGGAUGACUCGUUUCAUAUACCUGUAAGAAUAAAUUCAAAUAAUUCAAAUGAGUUAAUUACUAAGAGAUUCAUAACUUCACAAUCUUUCAAAAUUUUUGAUCCACUUGGUCUAAUAAGUCCAUGCAUUAUUCAAACAAAAAUACUCAUACAAAAUUUGUGGUGUGAAGGCAUUGACUGGGAUCAGCCUGUGCCUGAUGAUUUAAAGGAAAAGUGGUAUGAGAUUUCUAAAAACUUACCUUUACUUGCAGACCUUCGUAUCCCACGUAAAGUUAUUUGUGAUUCACCAAAAUUCAUUGAACUUCACUCAUUCUGUGACGCUUCGCAAGUCGCGUACGGGGCUUGCAUCUACAUGAGAUCGCUUAAUAAAGAUAACGAGGUAACAGUGAGGCUUUUAUGCUCAAAAUCCAAGGUUGCUCCUGUAAAACCGACAACGAUACCUCGCCUCGAGCUGUGUGCAGCGGUAUUGGCAGCAAACUUAUGGCAUUUCUUGAUUGGCAGACCACUCAACGCUCUGCCGACUCCAGCACACGAUGACUGCAAGGCUACCCACGUACAACGCUACGCCCGCCUUCAGCAAAUAAGACGAGAUUUCUGGAACCGAUGGAGGCGAGAAUAUAUAUCCGAACUUCAGCUACGAACCAAAUGGAAAUCCAACACCUCAAAGCUAAACAUCGGGGAUCUUGUUCUUCUCCAUGAAGAAAACGUGCCACCCCUAAACUGGCGUCUGGGGCGUGUGGUGCGACUGUUCCGUGGACCAGACGACAUUCCGCGUGUGGCUGAUGUCAACACCUCAAGAGGCUGCGUGCGACGCUCUCUAGUUCGACUGUGCCCUCUGCCUUCGCCUGAAGAUUUAAAGGUUGAAGCCUAGGCCUUCAACGGGGGGAGGACAUGUCUACGCCCAGAAUUUUCUUAGUCUAUUAGUAAUACUCAGUGUUGUCUAUAGUCUAGUUUGACAUUUGACAAAUGUCAUUGUCAUGUGUAAUUUUUCCCACCAAUUUUUUUACCCAACUAAAAAACCAUCAUGUCUGCAUCGUACAACUAAGUCAUAUAAUAUUGGAAUUAUACGAAUUAUAAAAGA
This is a messenger RNA of Helicoverpa zea (corn earworm), 2337 nucleotides long. RefSeq lists its product as uncharacterized. The transcript is spliced from 4 exons. Bases 1 to 2127 code for a protein of 708 amino acids. The record is from RefSeq and is a predicted model, not a curated record. Lineage: Eukaryota; Metazoa; Arthropoda; Insecta; Lepidoptera; Noctuidae.